Molecule: messenger RNA, 1934 nt
Organism: Darwinula stevensoni
Lineage: Eukaryota; Metazoa; Arthropoda; Ostracoda; Podocopida; Darwinulidae
Source: the annotation of a GenBank genome assembly
AUGUGGAGUGAAGGGGACGGAGGGAGGAAGAAGGCUCAAGUGGACGGAUCAUCUCCAGGCUGGAACAACACUUCCAUGAAGACAUAUGCAGAAAUACUUCAGCUCGUGGUAUUCGCGGGAGUACGGUACAAUGCAGAGCACGACCCUGCAUUCGACACACAAAGGCCGGCUGAGCAGGCCGCGGUUGCUUGGCUGGAGCUCCAGCCUCUUCAUCGAUGGCUCAUGAUCCGCCCCCGCUCCUAUUGGCAGAGAUCCCAGGUGGUUACUGUGGGUGGCGGCAGUGGUGGUGGUGGUCCUCCCCCUGCAGGUGAAUUACCUGGGAUCCGGAUCUCCAAUGUCCAGGUGACCUUCACCAGAGAUCCGAACCGUUGGAUCCUUCUUCGAAGCUUCACCUUCCUCGCAGCCCUUUGCAUCCUCGUCGCUUCCGUUCAUCUGGUUCUGAUCCUGAACGUAUUCAUGAACUACGGGAAGACGACGGAGCGGUUGCCGCUGAGGACGAUGAGCAUGCUGGACGAUGCCAGUGCAAGCCUCGUCCCUCGCCGUCGAGGGACGUUCUUCAAGAUCGAGCCUCUCAUCAACCGGAAUGCAUCUCCGCCUGCCUUCAAUCGACAUGCCGUUCUUCGGGCUCUCCGAGGGAACCUGGUCGCUGGGAUCCUUUCCCACCAACUGACGUCUUUGCAUACUUCACAUCCGGUCGAGAGCUCCCCAACACCCCUUCCGCUCAAGCCAUUCUGUCCCGACAUUCCUCCUUCCAUCAGUGGGAAGAAGCAGGAGAGACGCGAGAGCGCGAACUUGACGUGGGAGGAACUGGAGUUCUCCAUGAGACUGAGAGAAGGGUCAGGUGGUGACUGGCACCCGGACGAGUGUCGAGCAAGGCAUCGCGUUGCCAUCAUCAUCCCCUAUAGAGACAGAAAGAGUCAUCUUCUCCAGAACCUUGCCGUGCUCCAUCGCCUUCUCCAGGCCCAACUCCUCCACUACACCAUCUACGUUGUCGAGCAGGAAGGUAAAGGAGUGUUCAAUAAAGGAACGUUGAUGAAUGGGGCUGCCCGAUUCGUGUUGAAUCGUGGAUGGGUGGACUGCUUCAUCUUCCAUGACGUGGAUCUUCUUCCUGUGACGGACAAUGUCCCUUAUUCCUGCCCGCCUUUUCCUCGUCAUCUUUCCGUCAACGUCGACCGACUCACCAUAGGGUACCCAUACUACGAGCUUCUUGGAGGAGUGGUGGCGAUUCGGACGGAGCACUUUCUCCUCAUCAACGGAUAUUCCAACCUCUAUUGGGGUUGGGGCGGGGAAGAUGACGACUUCGGUUGGAGGGUGAUAGCGUCGAAGUUACCGAUACUGAGGGCCCCGGAGCCGACAGGUCGAUAUCGAAUGCUCUUUCACCAUCGACGCAAGAGAACGAAUCGAUACAUCAUCCAUCGAUUGAUACGGACCAGCAAGCAUCGAUUCUACUUUGAUGGCUAUAACACAGAUCCUUCCCAACUGCUCUGGUCCAAGUCCAUGUCUUUGUUUACCCACCUCAUGGUCAAGGUCAAUGAGCCCCCGCAAAGUUUCAUGGAUCUCGAGAGACUUCCAGGCGGGCAGAGAAAAUCUUGACCCCUUCGUUUGCUUACCGUCGUGUGCCAUUGUGAGCUUUUUGGUGCUAUGCAAACUUUCUGCAUAAAUUAUGGGACGUAUGUUUUAUGUGGUGUGUUCAAGGAGUCGUUUUGUUAUUCACUGAGUCUGCAUGACCUCGAAGAGGAAAGGCUACUGCUCUAUCAUCCAAGGACUGAGCAAUAUUCUCUGCAAUGCAGACUAUACGACAGAUUAACCUCCUCUGGUCCUCCUAAUCUUUCUGCAUUUGGUGUAACUGAAAUAUUUAACUGUGUCCCCAGAGCCGGUUUGAUGUUUUAUUUUGAAGUGCUGGAGAAUAAAAGGAAAAAAAAGCCUCUACAUAA